Molecule: messenger RNA, 1832 nt
Organism: Laetiporus sulphureus 93-53
Lineage: Eukaryota; Fungi; Basidiomycota; Agaricomycetes; Polyporales; Laetiporaceae
Exons: 8
Coding region: 193-1590 (465 amino acids)
Biological process (GO): proteasome-mediated ubiquitin-dependent protein catabolic process; regulation of proteolysis
Cellular component (GO): cytoplasm
Molecular function (GO): ubiquitin protein ligase binding
Source: RefSeq, a predicted model, not a curated record
UGUAUGCGAUCGUAUCUGUCUCUUUCUUGAUGCCGAACAGCCAUCUGCUAACGGGUGUAUCAAAGCGCGUAUCAUCUUACCAAUUUUAUUAUCUUCAGUCCGUCGCAGCGUACAAUGGGCCGAAGGCAAGUACUGGUAUUUCUAUCCCGAAGUCCUACGACUUGGUGGUACGGCUUCCUUUAUUAGUGACAUAUGUGCCUUCUGCUCUGUCCGAGCCGCGAGAUCGUCAUUUUUGGUGGCGACGGUGGCCUUAUUAUCCGACCUCGCAUUGCCGUUGCCUCGACUCUCCUGUCGGCCACAAGCUCAGGUGCAAGUAUGAGAGAAAAGGACAAAAAACGCAAGCGCGCGCCAGUCGCCCUUUCGCCCCCAGUCGACAUCGGAAUGUCCGAGGGUCGGCGCAUAUCCGCUGGGUCGCCACAUUUAUGGUCCAACGAAGGGCAGCCCGCCGAGAGUGGCGACAAUGCGUUCUUCAUCAGUGGCACGAGGGCCGAUGUACGAACACCACCACCUCCAACAAGAGAAGAAGCAUUUCGACUCGCGAUAUUCCGAUCCAUGGACGUUUGCAGCUUUGUCGACACGAAGUUCCUUCUUUUCACUCGGCGCUUUGAUUCUGAAUCCGAUACAUUUGUACACGAGCUGCGUCCUGUUUUUGCUGCAAGCGCCACGCUUACCAAUGCCUCCCCCGAAUUUGACAAGCGUGCAUGGAUCAUCCUACAUCUCGAGACAGUUACUGUGACGCAGCUCGGGAGGCAUGAUAUUCCGGAAUUUGCGAACAAGCGAUUAUCUGCUGUGGAAUACGGAUACGAGUCAGAUAGCGAUCUCGAGGACGAAGAGCGGGAUUGGGCUAUUUCAGAUAGUGGCGCAGUUGAGGAUCGAGAAGUGAGGAAAGUGCUUGAAGAGAAAGAGCGGCAAGCGACGCCCAGAGCGGAGGUGGCCACGAAGUCAGACAUAGAGGACACAACGAUGGCUGGGACAGGCAGAGAAUCAUCUAUACUGCUCGCCAGCGGGAAUGACACCAUGUCGCCAAGCGUCACGAUGAUAAAGCCAGUAUGCGUUGGCCGGACAAUUUUUGUACAUGAUAUGGCAUACAAGACGUGGAAAGCUCUUAUUGCCUACUUGUAUACAGGGCAUAUAGAGUUUGCUCCUCUUAGGUCAUGCUUGCAGAGUGCGAAGGCCGAGGGAAAGACUGCGGCACCGCCCCUGUACCCCGGGGUCAAGUCUCCGUCAUGUUCACCGAAAUCUAUGUAUAGACUUGCGGACAAGUACGAUCUGCCGGAAUUGAAGAAAUUAGCUUCCGAAAACAUUCGAUCUCAGCUUUCCGCUGAGAAUAUACUCGAUGAAGUGUUCUCCGAGUUCAGUUCCAGGUAUCCCGAAAUCUAUCAACUAGAGGUUGCGUUCUUGGUCGCCAACUGCGGUCAUCAAGGCGUAAAAGAUGCGCUACCUAACUGGAUUGCGGCAAUAACGAAUGGGCAACUUCCUCAUACUAAUGAUGUCUUAUCGACAUUCAUCUCGGAGCUGAUCAGUCGGAGGCGUCAUGACUCAUCUCAUGAAGUGUGUAGUACCAACGGGCUGACCUUUUGGGCAGCAUGAAGAACGUGAUCAUAGGCUAGGCUUAUCGUAGCUGCACAUACGGACAGGUUUAUACAGUGAUGACCACGUCCAUGUUUUUCUCGGGUUCCGUUACUAGCAGGGUGUAUGCGUGCCAGUGUGUCAGUGAAAUUGUGCGACUGCACGCCGAUGAUGGUGGCCAUCAACAAUAUGUGUAUGCAGAGAUACCUCCGGCCCUACCAGCAGCGCCAGAGUUAUUUCGCCUGUCGUCGCUUCCUCAGAAA